AUGCCUCACUAUCAAAGAAAAUCAACGUUGUCGAGAGAAUCAUCGUCUAGCUCUUCCCAAUCUUCACGCUCAUCACCAAACCGAAGACAUUCGCAUGAAGCGUCACGUACCUCUGGAUCAAGUCGACACCAUACACGAGAACGGGAAGGAAGACAUAGAGAUAACAUUAAAGAGGGUUCUUCUGGUGCGGGAGACGGCGUCGGCGUCGGGAAACGCAUCUACAAAACAGUUGAAAAACUCGAGAAUCCAGUGAAGAAACUCGGCAAGUUUGUUCUCUGGGGUGCUCCGUUAAUUCUUGCGGGAUUGGAAGUACGACAUGAAUGGCACCAUCAUGCGCAUAAGAGAAGGAUGAUGGAUAAGGAGUAUGAGAAGGCGCAUUUGGAGAUACAGUUACAGAGGGGUAUAGAUGGGAAGAAAGAGGGUAUCACGAUUGAAGGGACAAAAAGUCAUGGACCGACAAGGGAAAAGGAAGAAACUUCUGAGCCUAUGUCUGAUGAAGUACAUAUCCUUCCUUAUCCAGCGCAAGUCUAUCAUCGAGUCGGUCGUCCAAGUCAGCAUCCUUCAUGGCGAGAUACUGAAGCGUGCCAUCAUUACUUAUUACCUCCUCACGUUCCUGAAGUUCCAUGUCUAGAUAUGUGUGAGGAUAGACAAUCGAGAAUACAAGUGAAACGACCGGGGUCGAGAGAUGUGCUUUUCCCGCGUAUUCGCUCAACCUCCGAAUCCGUUUACGAAUAUAGACGGUGGUGA
This is a messenger RNA of Sclerotinia sclerotiorum 1980 UF-70, 747 nucleotides long. RefSeq lists its product with no specific name. The transcript has a single exon. NCBI's taxonomy places the organism in Eukaryota, Fungi, Ascomycota, Leotiomycetes, Helotiales, Sclerotiniaceae. Bases 1 to 747 code for a protein of 248 amino acids. The record is from RefSeq and is a predicted model, not a curated record.